Molecule: messenger RNA, 1345 nt
Organism: Pseudophryne corroboree (corroboree frog)
Lineage: Eukaryota; Metazoa; Chordata; Amphibia; Anura; Myobatrachidae
Gene: NUBP2
Product: NUBP iron-sulfur cluster assembly factor 2, cytosolic
Exons: 6
Coding region: 127-759 (210 amino acids)
Biological process (GO): iron-sulfur cluster assembly
Cellular component (GO): cytosol
Molecular function (GO): iron-sulfur cluster binding; ATP binding; ATP-dependent FeS chaperone activity
Source: RefSeq, a predicted model, not a curated record
GUGUUGUCAGGGAAAGGAGGCGUUGGCAAGAGUACCAUCUCCACUGAGAUUGCCCUGGCGCUGCGCCAUGCUGGGAAAAAGGUGGGAAUACUGGACGUGGAUUUGUGUGGACCCAGUAUCCCGCGCAUGCUGAACGCCCACAAUAAAGACGUCCACCAGUGUGACAGUGGCUGGGUGCCGGUCUAUGUGGACCAGGAGAAGAGUAUCUCGCUCAUGUCCAUCGGCUUUCUACUAGAGCGCCCCGAUGACGCCGUAGUAUGGAGGGGGCCCAAGAAGAAUGCGAUGAUAAAGCAGUUCAUCAGUGAUGUGGCCUGGGGAGAGCUGGACUUUCUCAUCGUUGACACCCCACCAGGGACAUCCGAUGAGCACAUCUCCACUGUGGAGGCUCUGAGGGUCUUCAGCCCACUGGGGGCUGUGCUGGUCACUACUCCACAGGCAGUGUCUGUGGGAGACGUGAGGCGGGAGCUCACAUUCUGCAAGAAGAUGGGGCUUCCGGUGAUCGGGAUUGUGGAGAACAUGAGCGGCUUUGUCUGUCCGCACUGCACGGAAUGCACAAACAUUUUUUCCAAAGGAGGAGGAGAGGAGCUGGCACGGCAUGCUGGGGUCCCAUUUCUAGGUUGUGUGCCUCUUGAUCCCGUUCUGACACAAAGCCUGGAGCAGGGGAAGGAUUUCCUGCAGGAAUUUCCCCAGAGCGCGGCUUACCCUUCCAUCACCAGCAUCGCUCAGCACAUCCUAGGCCGUGCUGCUCACAGUUCCUGACCUAAGGAUGUGCAGGGCAGCAGAAUACAGGAAUACUGAGAAACGGGCAGAGAGACACUUUUAUACUCCAGCCCUGUCUUCUCAUACAAAGUCCAGACAGAAGUGGCGUACGCUUGUACCAGCCUGUCCAACAUGUGACAAUGGUACAAAUCUCUCUCUCUAAGGAGUCUAUGUAAUAAGCCUUGGAGAGAGAGAUAAAGUAUCGGCUCCUAACUGCCAUUUUUCAAACACCGUCUGUGACAUGUCAGUUAGGAGCUGAUUAGCUGGUAAUUUAUCCCUGUAAACUUUCUCUCUCUCCAAGGCUUAGUAAAUAGACUCCUUUAUUUGACUUUGCCACAUGUCAUUCCGUUACUUGUUGAUGGUGCGGAAGCCGUUUGCCGCACAAUACGCGUGUUUGGGCAGCUUUUGCGGCCAUGCCAAUUGUGAGCCCUUUCUCCGAUUACAGGGAUCUUUGCCUCAUUCAUGCACAGCUAUCAGGAAUGUGUCUAUAGAAGUACAUAGGGUCCUAUCGCUAGUGUUCAUAGUGAUAAGAUCCUAGAUGGUGUUUGGUCGUUUCACCGAAUAUUAAUAAAGAGUUAAAUAUUGA